Ostrinia nubilalis (European corn borer) is the source of this 13216-nucleotide messenger RNA. RefSeq names its product huntingtin (gene htt). Gene Ontology annotation, cellular component: nucleus; cytoplasm. The coding region runs from base 184 to 9693 and encodes 3169 amino acids. NCBI's taxonomy places the organism in Eukaryota, Metazoa, Arthropoda, Insecta, Lepidoptera, Crambidae. The record is from RefSeq and is a predicted model, not a curated record. The transcript has 45 exons.
GCAACAAUUUUGUUUCUGAACGAACUCGUAAUGUCAACACAAUUGAUUUUCCCUUUUUACGUUUUGCAUUUUGCCUCUUCUGCGAUUGUAAUAUUUGUAAUUCACAUCACAGAUUCACAUUGAAAACAUUGAGAGUUAUGCUUGAUUUGCCUUUUUUGAACACCGGCUGACACCGAAGCAGCCAUGAACGUGUUGGAGAAGGCCGAAAAGGCUUUGGAAUAUUUGAAAAACAACGAAGGUGCAGCGAAGAGUCAUGAGCUGCAGACAGCGGCUGGGACCUUGGGCCGGUGUCUAGGAGCGCUAGGGAGCCGCCCGAAUUGCGCUAGACACUAUGCAAAUUUGUUGCACACGGCGAUACCCACAUUGCUAUCUUUGGCAAGCAAUGACAGUGCAGAAGUACGUCUAGUCGGUGAUGAGGCACUGAACAGAGCUGUGGUGGGUGGUUUUGCGUUUCACUCGCACAAAACCAACAUUAUACUGCAGAAUCAGAUUGACACUACAAGAAAUGCGAGAUGGAUACGCGCAGCUCUGUCCCGUGUUUGCCUCGGCGACUGCUGGCUCCGUCCCGGGCCGGGCAAGAUCAGGUCCCAAGCACAGACCCUGUUCCCGAAACUCAGCCAAAUAGUCAGGCAGACAAGCGAAAUACAACUCAUAGUGGAAGCACUAGAGAGCAGUCUGCCUCGUAUACUCACUGCUUUGGCUGAGUAUACCACUGAUGAGGAGAUCUCAGAGUUGUCAAAGGCGCUUCUCUCCCACGCCGAGUCGUCGGAACCUGCGGUGCGACGUGGCGUGUCGUCAUGCGUAGCGCAGUUAUGUGCGCAUAGAGAACCGCUGCUCACUAAUGUACUGGCCAGGGUGUUCGAGAAACUCUGGCCCACAUCGACUGAUAACGCGACAGUGAUGGGCUGGUUUUGCGUGAUCAAAGCCAUAUUCCAACUGAACGACAUAACCAAGUUCACUGAAAACGAACUGUUCACUGUACACGAUUAUUUGGAGCUAUACAACCUCUGCAUCAACUACAUAGAACAGACCGCAAACGACCACAAUAUCCAGAAUGCAGUCUUGGAAUGCCUCAUGACCAUACUAUCGCAGGCUAAUGGCGAGUACAGAAAGGCUUUGUUGGAAAAACACCCGAUUCUCGUCAAUUUGGAUCAGAGACAAACGGAUAAAGGGCACAGGAGGAAUAUCAGUUCUACCAGCAUAAUAUCAACUCGCUACGUGCCCAGUCCAUCGUCAGAGCCAAGAGAUCAGAUGGAACUGUCUUUCAGAGGAGAACUACAGCUGGGAAGCUUGCUACAGUUGAAUACGCCGAGUUUUAGCGUUGAGGACUUGAGUAUACAGACACCAGACUCCCCAGCAAGCGAAAACGACAUACCGAUACCGUCAGCAGAACAACUAUCUAAAGAUCUGACGGAAAAACUCCAGGAAUUCGAGGAGUAUGAGAAGGAAAGUGACCAGGGUGACGCGGUCGAGCAAGUCAUGGGAGGAGCUGGAUUCAAGAUAAACAUUGGCGCGUCUACUGAUGAGGACGUGCCCCUGAAAUACUGUUCCAGACUGCUCGCCUCCAAGUACUUGCUGGCUGGAAACAAAGGCGAUCUUAUACAUGACCGGACUGUCAGAGUGUCAGUGAAGUCAUCAGCGUUGAAUUGUCUGUCAGAAAUACUGAGGCUGUUUCCUCAAGCUAUGACCAUGUACUUGGACAAGGAUGCCGAUAUCAAAACCCACAAUAUUUCGGGAUCGUCAGAAGGCACAGACUCCAACCAAGACCACAUAAACGAUUUCAUAUUAGAACGAAACGUGUGCUACCAAGAUUCCUUAACUGAUUCCCUUAGUCAAGACCUACUCAACCGAAGCUGUGAUUCUUCCCAACCCAUCUCAAAAAAGGAAUCAAAAUCAUUAGAGAAAUCUCAAGACAGCUUAGAACCAAAAAGUUCAUCUAAAGACGUCCAAAGCGCUAUACUGGAUAGCAAAGUGUACGCGAAAAACGACCUUGGUGCAAGCGAAAUAAGCGCUGAUAGUACCAACCCCAAUAUGACCAAUAGCAAUUUCACAACCAACUCAAAUAUGACUGGUAGCAACACUGGCUAUCCCAUGUCAAGCAGUGGAGAUAUAUUGUCUUCUAGCAUAGAUUUGGACAUGAAAUUCGACCAUUUCGGCGAAUCAACAACUAAUUUGGACAACCUUGACGCAUUUAGGGAUUUGGAAAAGAGAGAGGAAAGGUCUAAAAGACCGUUACAGAGAACAGACGAAGUUCAUAGUAAGGAUGCUCCAGAAAUGGUGGAUAAAAGUGUCGAUGCCAAAAGCGAGACGAUGGAUAGUAAGGAGUUUGAAUUUCAGCACAUGAGUGAUAUUAUUGUUUUGUUAGAGGGUCAUAAUGACCCCCAAAUUAGGGGGUUGGUGAGGGUCUGUAUAGGGAGCUACUUGACUGCAGCCUUGGAGAUAUCCCAUGGCGAUUACCAUCGGUGGAGGAAUUUUAGUGUACUACCGAAGGAUGUGAGCGAGAAAAUUUGUACAGAGAAGCUGGUUGGGAUUGUGUUGAAGGGCCUCUCCGACGAGAUUCACUCCACAGUUAACCAUACGCUGUCCAGCUUGACUACUAUGGCCACGGCUUUAUGCAACAGUGUGCACUGGCCUUUAGUCGUGGAAGCCCUCAAUACGCUGGACAGUGUAGAGAGCAAUAGCUACUGGCUGUGUAGGGUGAAUCUGUGUAGGCUGUACGAGAAACUGCCUUAUCAGAAAUUGUUUAUGUUGUACCCAAACUACCGCAAGAAAAGCAAGCUUAUAAUGGACACAUUGAUACGACUGUUAGCUGACCAAGACCAAAAAGUGAGGGAUGCAGCUUCACAAACUAUUGCAAAAAUAAUCCCAAAAAUCUUCCCGCCUGCCCGCGAAACGCCCACAUCAAUGGCCGCCGAAAUAGCGAAGCAGCACAGCAAGAAAUUCAUCUUCGAUCAUAGACAACUGUCUCUAGAAUUGGUCAGAGAUAUGUACUUCUACAACGACUUGCCGGACCAGUUCCGAGGGGGGGAGAUGUUGGAAUCGGAAGAUGGACUGAGGAGUGUAGUGGGGGAAUUGGUGGGACGACUGAUGACUGCUAAUUGUAAAUAUUAUUCGCAAGGUCUCAUGGACACACUCAAAGCGGUCUGCUCUCUCUGGUCUCCGUGGAGCAACCCCGGCGCGUACUCCUCGCAGGGGCUGCUGGGCUCCUGCCUGGACAGCCUGGCCUGCUGCGACGCCGCCGUCGCCGCGCGGGCCGCCGCGCUGGCCCUGUGCGCCUUCAUGUACCCAGUUGAAAUCCACAACAUAAUGAAACACAAGACAACCAACCGGGACAUCUUCGAGCGCGACUCCCAAAACGUCAGAGAGAGAUGGCAACACCUCGAGAGCGAGAAAGUUGCAAACUUAGCGGAGAAGUUUCUGCAAGUCACUUUGAAGAUGUUGAACGUGUUGGUGCAUUUGAUAGAGGAAGUUAACCCUAAUGUCCACUUGAAUAAGGGUGGGAUCGCCUUGCCUGGCAGUCCGGUGAGGCGGAAAACUCAAGAUUCGAUUCCCCGCAAGAGCAGUAACGCAUCCGACGUAGACGACAAGGGUUCCCUACGUAAGAAGGCACCCCUGCCCGCCAACAGUUUGCGGGCCAACUUCACGGGACAUUUCUAUACGGACCCCUUCUAUAUGAGGUUCUAUGACAACUUGAGGGCUGCUUAUUCUAAUCACAAGAUAAACUUAGACCCGAAAAGCAGUAUGUUCCACCAAUUCCUGACAACAGUACUAAACUGCCUCGCAGUCCAACUCGAAUUAGCAACGGAAAAAGAAUUCGGGAACGUGACCGAAGAAAUAUUAUACUACCUCAAAGUCAUCAUCCCAUUAUCACCAGAAAAAUCAGUUUACUGCGUCACACAGCUAUUAAAAUGCUUAUUCGGCACAAAUAUGAUCAACCAGUAUGUAGAUUUUCAAACUAUAGCUAACAAGAUUGAAAUUAAUAAGAAGACAAGUUUCUACCAUGACGUCAUGUUGGUGAAUGACUUUCAUAUACCGGAUAAAGAAUCCCGAAGAAGCAGUAUAAGUUCUAAUGCUAGUCAGAAGUUGUCUUUGGACAGUAAGAAUCCCAGGAUGGUAGCUGAAAGGCAAUUGCUGAUCAGUAUGGAGAAUUUUAUGAAGAACAAAACUGAUAGGAAAUGGAGCACUAAUAAAAAGGAGUUGGAGAGGUAUAUAAGGCUGUUUGAGCCGGUCGUUAUACAGGCUUUGAAGAGCUACACGAUGCAAAACGACAUACCCCUCCAGUGCAAAGUGUUGUGCCUCCUCAACCAGCUGCUGACCUUAAGAGUCAACUACUGCAUGCUGGAUAGCGACCAGGUGUUCAUCGGCUUCCUGCUGAAACAGCUGGACUUGAUCGAACAGCAUGAGAUCCCGGACUGUUGCGACCUCGUCAAUAGCAUCUUAACAUUCUUGGUACAGCUGUCCUCCUCCAAGCAUCAUACGAAGCAAAUCAUUGAGAUACCAAAGCUGAUACAACUAUGCGAUGGCUUGAUGGCGUCUGGCGCUCAUGCUGAAUGCAUCGCUGGUUUGGAGCCUGUCGCGGUCAAAGUGUUCAGUAAUAUGGGAUGGACGAGUAUAUUGGGGAGGGCGCAACAGCAAGAGGCACAGGCGACUAGAGAGGUGUUGUUUUACAUGUUGCAGAAGACCAUGCAUCAGAGAAAGGUACUAGACCUGGUUUCCUGCGUGCUGUCUCUCUCUCAAGAGCAUCCGGAAUCCUACUACAGAUGGUCGGAGUUGGCCUGUGACACUCUCCUUAAUCUAUUGAACCAGAGAUCGGUGGAAAUUGACAGUUUUGAAGCCAUAUCUUCUUUGGAGAGACUGAUAGACUCUGUGUAUAGAGAUGUUUUAUUAGAACAGAGUAGAGUCGAGUUGUUGCUGAAGAUAUUGUUCAAAGCGCCUCCUGAGCAGGCCACCACACCAUACAAGCUGAAACUGCGGUACCUCUCAAUAAUAAUGGUGCUACUGCGAAAAGUGUUAAUACUCAUUCCCGAAAGCGAGAUCCUCCUAUCGAUUAACUACUUAAAAGCCACGUGUAUAUCUCCUCACUCCAUAUUUUUCAACGUGAAACAAGAUUCGGACCCUUUAAACGUCCAAAACGUCAACGAAAACUGCGCAAACUUGUCACCAGAUGUGGUACUUGUCAGAUUCUUAUUCAAAACAUUGACAUACGCGAUUAUAGAGAUGGAUUGCUGUCAUGAGGCGAGCUGCGCCGAUUUGGACCGUAAAGAUAUGGGCGAUAAAGGACAGAAUCACAGUUUGUUGUAUGCGGUCUGCGUGAAUAUUAUUGUGCAAGUGAAGCAUAUGCUGCAUUUGACAAACGGCUGCCUUUUCCCUCUCACAGCGAAAAUAGCACAGAAUCUCCUUCACAACGAACAAAGCGGACUCAAUACUGGCUUGUACAGUCCAGAAGAGAACAUACCCUUGGAUUUGCUUAACUUGAUCUGCCUUAGAGCGGCGCACCGCGCGCCGCUACUGACUGUACACUGGUCGCACUUGUUGAUAAGAUUAAACUUCCUUUCACACAAGUACUGGCAGAAACUGAUCGGCUACGCGCGCAAUUUGCCUCUUAGCGCGAGAAGCGGAGAUACGGGAUUACUGUGCGCUGAUAUAUUGCAGAUAGCGUGCGUCAUGGCUUACUGCGAGUAUUUUUGUCUCUCCCACAAGUACUGGCAGAAACUGAUCGGCUACGCGCGCAAUUUGCCUCUUAGCGCGAGAAGCGGAGAUACGGGAUUACUGUGCGCUGAUAUAUUGCAGAUAGCGUGCGUUAUGGCUUACUGCGAGUACUUUGUAGAAAACGGUCUAACCGAAGCCAUCCAUCUAACGUGGCUGCUAGUCAACCGCGUGCACAUUCUAGUCAGCCAGUACCGGGAAGACAUUAUACAGAACCUGAUAGGCAAGGUGCAACAGAUUGGCGGCGCUUCUGGGUUGUUACUGCAAGCGGUCGCAGCGAGGUGCCAGAGCUGUUUGAAGGACGAGUUUGCUCUAAACACUUACAAAAUGCUAUCACUAUGCCACGAAAGUCAAUCUGGGGCGUUAGUGUUCUUGAUAUGUCGGAUUAUUGGGAAACUGGAACCGGCGAUAGCAAUGAGAUUCGCGAAACUGGCAGAAGAAAGAUGUAAAAUGUUAAAAGAGUUGCCAGUGGAGAAAAUAAACGUUCAGUUGUCCAAAGAAGAUGUGCAAGUUGCGCUUGAGUUGCUGCAGAGAGACAAAGUUCAUGUGCGCUACUCAACUUUAGUAAAGGAGUUGAACUCGCUAGCAUCAAGUGUGCACGAUUUAUCUCCAUUAGACCUAUCCCAAGACAGAGCAAUCAACCCCCAACACAUAUUGACUACCAAUGUGGAUAGCAACUGGUUGCUGAAUCAAGUUAAAAGCAGAUGCUGUCAAAUCCACUGUUCCUCACCCAAAGUGGCAAAACACAAUGAGUUAGCACACUUACUGUCAAACCUGUCAAAAGAAGAUCUGACAACGGUCGUGUCAUGUCCAGAAUUCGACAGGAAACUGCUAAACCCCUGUUUCAAAGUCGCAUGCGACAAUUUCAUACGAGAAUUCCUAAAUGUAGUAUCUGUUCAAGAGAGCAGAGAAGCAGAAAGGGACAAAAUAAGACACCAGAGGAAAAUGUCUAAGAGAAAAGAGGAAAUGACGUCAUCAAUCGACAGCAACAAACUCAAUGUUGUCAAUACUCUACAUGUGUUCAAAAAGAGCGACAAUAAAGAGUCGAAAUCGCAAUUCUUUAUUCCAAUAACAGACGACGAAGUCAAAGAGAAGUUUGGCAAUCUCCAGUUAUCUGACGAUGAAGUGGAUUUCGUUCCUCCAGAGAUUCCUUAUCUGUUCCAAGUGUCAGUCGCGGCAUUUGACAAGUGUUUGACAGACGUCAUUAGACUGUUCCCAAAGCAAAACCGACCUAUGAGUCAGUCAGAGAACUUCAAUUUAAAUGUAGAACUGACCAUAGACAGGUAUACAAGACGCUGCCACCAAGUUUUCCAAGACAAACUAUUUUAUCAAGAAUUUGUGAUACUCCAAACCAUUAUGUCUGGUUUCCUGAGUUCUCUAGAUAGAAUGAUAAGCAUUAUAGACGAGACCGACUGUGAUUUACUUGAGAAAUGCAUAGAAAACAUUCUACCGUCCAGUCUAGCGAAGAACAUAUCUACAUUUUGCGUUAUAUCAUUACAAUAUUUAUCCUUUUUGAUUAAGAAUAAAAAAGUAGUCGAAAGUCCCGUGCCUACUGACGUUUCUUUCCGAGUGCCGGCUGUUGUGACAGAUAACGUCAUAGUCGACAACGUCAUUCAGAUAGUGAUGGAUAACGUGGCGAAGGCGUUGACGUUUGAAGAGAUAUGGACGGAGUUGAAUACGGAAGGGAAUGUGAAUAGAACGCAGUCGGCUAUCAGUUGCUUGUAUGCUGUCGUCAAGUAUUUAGUUAAGGACACAAGACCGCUAGUCCUCAAGCAGUUCAUCCAGCAUCAUGAUUCCGGUCCGCAGCCGGAUCUGAUCAUAGUGGGCGACAAACUGGUCACGUUGAUUGACUACUGGGAGCAUAAGAGGAACGACGGGUGCAUAGCAAAGUGUUACAGAUGGCCGAUUGAGAGCUUGCUCGUUAGUUUGUCGAGGUUAGACAUAGUAAGCAACAUAGCACUAAUCCCGCCCAUAGCGUGGUCAUCCGUCGAGGUGGUGUCCAAAAACGACCAGAUUCAAAGGAUAGACCUGCCGCUCCAAGCGCUGCAAGAUAUGGAUGUUUUGGAGGCGUUUUUGUACAGAGCAAACCUCAUAGGCUGGUCUUCCAAAAAACAAUUCGAAGAGAUGUGGGUAGGCUUAGCGGGAGCAUUACAAGGCAACGGGCCGCACUGGGCCGUGCGGGGCCUGGCGCAGUUGCUACGCGGCGCCGCGCCCGCGCCCAGGGGCCGCGCGCUACACGUGCCUAGACGCACUCACAGUAUUACUAGCGGAAUGCAACGUCUCCGGAACAUCUUGGUCGGCACAUCGGCAUACAAGAUCUUCGAUGAAGUGAACUUGGAAAGGAUACCACUGAUCAACGAUGGGUAUGAAGGGCACCACUAUGCGCAGCUUAGCAUGGAGUAUCUUAAAGCUGCUGCUGGUAUAACCAACCAAGCAUCCUUCAAAGUGCGUCAAGAGCUAAAAAGGUUGAAGAGGAACAAAGACAUUGACGUGAACAGCUGCCUGCAACUACUAAUGGACGUGACUUCACAGAUGUUGGAGCCAAAAGCGCCUACAGGCACUUGUGCACGAGUGGCGUUACUAUCGUCUAUAGCCAACGUGGCGUCAGCAGGGGCUUUCUCAACGCCCGCCCAAUGGUGGUGGGCAGGCACUCUCGUGGCCUCUGCUACAGGAGCAGCGCACGCGUCGCUUGCCCAGUACAGUUGUGCGGCCCGGGCAUUAUUGCACGCGUUAUCGCUGUGUCUCGCUGCCCUCACAGCAGAUGUCGACGCCGAAACUGACGUCGCCUCGCCGAUACAGGAGUUAUCAACAGUCCACCAGAAGCUGAUCAAGUCUCUAUCAUCGUCGUACGCGCCGCUAAGACACGCGGCUCUUCAAGGCUGCCUGCUACAAGCCUCGGGUGGGCGGUUACAAGGCGCGUCGCAUAAAGAAUUGCUCGCCCAGCUAUCGGUCGCGGUUAGGCAUUACCUGGCACCGAAUGCGAAAAUAUCUCUAUACGAACAAAGCCUAUACUGGACGGUGCUGUUCACGCUUAUUGAAUUGGGUCACCCUGACUUAAUCAACAUGGCCGUGGACUUCGUGUUGCUACACCCGAGGCAUUAUUGCACGGAUCUGGUAGUCAGGGGUAUAACAACAACGAUUCGCCAACAAGUGCUACCCAAAGACUUGAAGAACUCAGUCAUAGAGAAACUUUUGGAUAACAUGAAGAGCUACUGCGAGCACCACGCGAUACAGAUAUUGUUGGUGCAUCUUUUUACAGCGGAUAGCAAACUCCUCAGUCCGAAACUCACAUCUGACGUAUCCAACAUGGAUCCCGACGUCCUCAUGAACUCUAUGGAACGCAUAACCCUCCUCUACAAAGUCCUCCGUCAAUGCAAAGAGAGAGAGAGCAAGAAAAUUGUCUCUACAACCAUCAAAUACUUCCUAAGAGAGACUUUGCCACCCGCAGCGACUUUGAGUAGAGUGGUCAUAGAGUUUAUAGAGAGUUGCAAAGAGACCGAAAAGAUAGAGGUGGGGAUAGUGGGCGAGAGAGACAGAUGGAUCGACUGCUCGGUGCUGAAUGCUGAAAUCGUUUUUGAGGUAUUCGAAACAGCAGUAACUCAAGACCAACUGCCAGUGCUAAGCGGCUGGAUCUUCGAAGCCCUCUGCCACUUACUCACAGGAAAGAUAUCCUUAGAACUCUUACCAUACUGCCUCUUAACCUUACUUGUUUCAGCCAGUUCAAACCAGUUCAUCAGAAAGACUUCCCCACUAGCAUACCAUAUUCUAAAACUAGGCUUCCACAAAUGCGGGGAGAGGGGAAAUAUUUGGGGUAUUUUUAGGGACUUUUUAAAGCAAAACGGGGUGACCAUGUCGUUCUCGGAUCGUAGGAUGUUGUGUGUGGUGGCCACGCAGUCGAAUUUUAGCGGAUCUCAAUUGGACCGGUUGAGGGAGUUGUGUAAAGAAAUGGGAUGCUUGAGUGAUGUGACGCAAUGCUUGUCGGCUUAAUGUGAAACUUUUUGUGGUCUUUUAUGACAGUUUUCUCUGACAAGCUCCUGAAUUUAAGGAUCCCCUACAGAAAUUAAUGGAAAUUGCAUUUCGCCAAUAUUUAGAUGUCACCUGUGAAAUUGUGGCUUCUAAAACCAAGUCAAUGCCAUAAACAUUAAAAAUAUUAAGUAACAUCUAGUAUGGUGAAAUCAGUGAAAUGUUGCCCUCAAUAUUCAACAACCCCGUGGAACCACAUAGUCUCUAGCUAAGGGAUACCUACUUAGGGGUAGGGGCUUGUCGGUAAAACGGGGUUCAGUGUUAUUAGAAAUUGAAUAUAAGGCAAGGUGUUCAUUAUUUGCAAAGUCAGUUAAAACAAAGUUAGUGUGUUGUGUAAGGCCCAGAACAGACGGUGAAACGCAACUGCAACGAAACUGCAACUUUCUGAUGAUUCUGAUGAAUGAAACUGAAAGUUUCAAACUGGUCGCGUCAUGUGUGGUCUCUCAACGGACGCUUUGGCAGAAACUUAGAUGCAACUCAAAGUAACUAGCAGUUGCAGUUUCGUUGCAAUUGCGUUUCACCGUGUAUUCUGGGCCUUAGAGUCUUUCAAAGUGACAGUUUAAACUCGAUUCAAUUUCAAGAAUAAAUUGAAGCUUUUGACGUCUGGACAAAAUUUGUGACAGAGAUUGAUGAUUUUUCGAAAAAUGAUCUUGUUAUAAAUAACUAAAAUUGUAUGAAUAAAAAAAAUAUAAUGAUUUCGUAUAGUUGGCAUCACGUUCGGUAAACAAAAUUAAAUGUAAAUCGAUAGAGAGAAAACAUGUUUCUGAAUGAAAGUAAUUACUGCAAUAAACAAUUUCUUUCCUUAAUCGGCAGAUCAGAAAAAAAAACUUAACUACGUUUAAACAUUAAAAAGUCACCAUCAAGUUAGGAUUUAAAUUAGAAAUAGAUGAAAAAGUUACCAUGAAAGGAAUUUGUAGAAGAUUUUAGUACAAACUUUUAAAAAGUUCAUUAGGUAAAAUUAAUUAGGAUGAAUUCUAACUUUUUCGGGGUAAGAAAUUAUAUUCUUUUAACGUUUGUAGUAGAGAGACAUCUUCCGUACGAUGUAGUAAGGUCACUUGCUUUUUGCGCUAUUGUGAACACGUGUAUUUUGUAAGAACUAGUUUCUUUAAAAAAAAUCUACUGCUAUAGUCUGGUCUGUGAGCACGUAGAAUUUUGUCCAAUGACCCCAAGCUACCCAUCCUUAUCGCUCGCGCGUAAUUAUGUUGCUAUCGCGCUCGCACACUCACUGCGGGCGCCCGUCGCACAGUCGCGACAGCAAUAUAAUUACGCGCGAGCGACAAGGAUGGGUACUAUGGGUAGCUUGGGGUCAUUAGACAAAAUUCUACGUGCUCACAGACCGGGCUUUAGAAGUGAGAAUACAACCCACGACAUUUCGCUUACCGGGUGAUUCAAUGAUAUUUUUGCAAGAUAAAAAGAAUGUUAUAGACAUUUAGUAAUUAACCGCUUGAGUCCCAGACGGCAUUAAUUAAUGUCAUAACAAUUGAUUAUCUAUUGUGUCUAGAUUCGCGGGCCUUGAAGGAUUAAUGGACAAUCUCAAAAAGCAGUGUUUUAUUUGUGACUUAAAAACGAAAAUGCUUUACAUGGAUAGUCAGGAGGAUUUGAUGAGUGCUACUGACAACGCCACUCUUGUGGCGGAGUUUUGGGCUGACACUGUGUAGGUUUGUUGUCGACACGAAAAGAAGAAGAAUGGAUAGUCAAAACCAUAGACCAAUGGUCUAUUUUGUUGUGAAAACCUUAUUCUAAAUUGUUUAAAAAUGAAACAAUGUACAACCCGAUCGAGCUAACUGCGCAUCUCGUUGGAAUGCUAUUCUCCCGCACACUUAAACUUCUAAAUCCGCCUGGUUAGCUACCACCAUCUUACCUGAGUCUGUCGCCACAACAACAAUGUUAACAGCAUUGUUGUGUUCCGGUAGUUGGAGGUAAGAUAGCCAGUUUCUCCGAGGUUGAGGAUUCCGGGUGAAGCUUGCUUCCACCUUCGGCCUGAUCAUCACUUACCAUCAGGUGAGAUACAGGCCAAGAGCUUCCUCGUUGUGGAUAAAAAAAAUUAAAAAAAACUUUCCCGCGUUCACCCCGUCCGUACCAGAGCGACGAUGUGACGUCACGGCCGCUGGGUGCGCAGUUAACUCAAUCAGUUGUAUAAUUGCAGCCUUAAAUAUUACAAAAUGGUGGUUACAUUAAACUUGUUUUGUAGUUAGCUAGUUUGUUAAUUCUUAUUUAUUCAUUGUUAUAAUCUUUGUAUUUAUAUUCUUAAGUAUUACAUCUGUCGAAACUCACUCUCGUAUGUAGAAAUUAGAAAGGGAUAGAAAGGCUUUAUAGAACGUCUCUUUCGUUUAAACCAUGUGGUAUGUAAAGCUAAGACUAGAUGAACAAAUCUACCAAAAGCAUGCAUUGUGAACUUUGUAUUUAUUUUCAACCCUUUAUAGGGCACAGCAUUUAAAAAAAAAAUGUUUUUUAUCUUUGAUCUUAUGAUAUGUAGCUUAGAUUUAAAUUACGGUAGCAAUAUGUUGGACAGAGCCCUUCAAUGGGUUAAGUGGUACUUCUGUGGUUUAAUACCACAGUAAUUAUCAACUUUCACCAUUCCAAAAUUGUAAGUACAGUACGAUUUUAUUAAUAGAUUGCAUGCUAUUUUGAAGAUUAUGAAAUUUGGGAUACUUCAUCAUCGAAUAGAAAAAUUCGUUGAAUGUUAAACAUGUAUAGUCUGGUCUGUGAGCACGUAGAAUUUUGUCCAAUGACCCCAAGCUACCCAUACUUAUCGCUCGCGCGUAAUUAUGUUGCUAUCGCGCUCGCACAAUCACUGCGGGUGCCCGUCGCACAGUCGCGAAGGCAAUAUAAUUACGCGCGAGCGAUAAGGAUGGGUGGCUAGGGGUCAUUGGACAAAAUUCUACGUGCUCACAGACCGGGCUUUAGCUCCAUUUGUUCUUAGUUUAGUGUACACUGUGCUUUAGUACGAAAAGGUGGACAUUUUGAUUUUCGACCUUAUGGUGAGGCAACAAGGUUUUAAUAAUGGUGACUACAAUAAUCAAUGCUUGUAAACACAUUUAUAUUUGGUACUAUUUUAGAGUUAAAAUUGUAAGGUUGUAGCCUGCAGGAUUUGAUAGAAUAAUAGCAAAAUAUAUUUUUAAUAUACAUGAAUUAAUUGUCACAAUUAUGUAAUGCUCGAUUUUUGAAUCUUUGGUUUCUAAACUGGCAUAAAAAUCAAUACAGGGUGUUCUAAAAACAUAAAUAAAUUAAAGAGAAACGCAAGUAAAUAAGUGGUAUAAGAACUUUAAGAACAGAUUUAUUCUAAAGCGUUAUAGUAUAACACCCUGUAUAGAAAAGUCAAUUUCUUUAAACAAUAAUGGUCACUGAACAAUAAGGGAGCUUUUAAUGGUGUAAUUUAUAGACUAAGAUGACGUUGUACAAUGUAUAUUUAUGAAAUUAAUUGAAAUUAUAUUUUAAUGCAAAGCUUACGCGUGAAGUACCUAAUAAAAUAGUGAUAACACCGCGA